GAAUGUCCGCCCUCAUGUUCUCGCCCGUCAAGGGAGCUUCGGCUCAGUACCCUAUCCAGGCCCCGCUGGAGACCAAGGCCAACCCUACUGGUAUCGACCUCUACUCGAGGUUCGCCCUUGCUGGUGCUCUCGGGUGCGCCAUCACCCACGGUGCCAUGACCCCCGUCGAUGUCGUCAAGACUCGUAUCCAGCUGCAGCCUGAGGUCUACAACAGGGGUAUGAUCGCCGGGUUCCGCCAAGUCGUGGCCAAGGAGGGCGGUGGAGCUCUCCUCACUGGUCUCGGCCCCACCAUCGGCGGCUACUUCCUCCAGGGAGCUCUCAAGUUCGGUGGUUAUGAAUUUUGGAAGAAGACGAUCAUCGACCAAGUCGGCUACGAGACUGCCCAGCAGAACCGUACCUCCGUCUACCUCGGUGCCUCUGCCAUCGCCGAGUUCUUCGCCGACAUCGCCCUCUGCCCCCUCGAGGCUACCCGUAUCCGUCUUGUAUCUGAGCCCACCUUCGCCAACGGUCUCUUCGGUGGUUUCGCCCGCAUCGCGAAGGAAGAGGGCUUCAAGGGCUUCUACUCUGGUUUCGGUCCCAUCCUCUUCAAGCAGAUCCCCUACACCAUGGCCAAGUUUGCCGUCUUCGAGGUCGCCUUUGAGAACCUUGUCAAGAUGACCGGCAAGACCAAGGACCAGCUCGCCCCCGGUACCAUCACCUCGCUCAACCUCGGCGGAGGUGUCAUUGCCGGUCUUGCUGCUGCCUUCAUCUCUCAGCCCGCUGACACGCUCCUGUCCAAGAUCAACAAGACCAAGGCCGCCCCCGGUGAGGGCACCACCAGCCGUCUGAUCAACAUGAGCAAGGAGCUUGGUGUCCGUGGUCUCUUCGGCGGUCUCGGGGCCCGUUUCUUCAUGAUUGGUACGCUUACCGCUGGUCAAUUCGGCCUAUAUGGUUCAAUCAAGUCGGCCCUGGGCGCUACAGGUGCGAUCGACAUUGCCAAGGUGCAGAAGUAGGCGCCGCAGCGCAUGCACGGUAGGCGGAGGGGUGUCGCCGCGAGGGCGACGCUAGCAAAAUGAUGCGGAUGAGCGAUGGACUCCGACGAGGAGGAGAAGAGUAGUAGACUGUUAUGAUUCGAUGCGUAGAAGAUGGGAUUGUUCGUUGGGCGAAGGUAUGGUUUCCUCCGUGACAAUGGACAUCCUCAUGUCCCCC
Messenger RNA from Jaminaea rosea, 1188 nucleotides. Its product is annotated as mitochondrial carrier. Lineage: Eukaryota; Fungi; Basidiomycota; Exobasidiomycetes; Microstromatales. Gene Ontology annotation, cellular component: mitochondrial inner membrane. Gene Ontology annotation, biological process: mitochondrial phosphate ion transmembrane transport. The record is from RefSeq and is a predicted model, not a curated record. The transcript is spliced from 4 exons. Gene Ontology annotation, molecular function: phosphate transmembrane transporter activity. The annotation marks the transcript as partial.